Messenger RNA from Tilletiopsis washingtonensis, 2858 nucleotides. RefSeq names its product Gaa1-domain-containing protein. The transcript is spliced from 7 exons. The record is from RefSeq and is a predicted model, not a curated record. Gene Ontology annotation, cellular component: membrane; GPI-anchor transamidase complex. Lineage: Eukaryota; Fungi; Basidiomycota; Exobasidiomycetes; Entylomatales. Gene Ontology annotation, biological process: attachment of GPI anchor to protein. The coding region runs from base 92 to 2791 and encodes 899 amino acids.
CCACGCCCGGCUGCUCGACUCAAGCGUCGCUGUCGCCGUCAUGUCGACGCCGCGCCGCUCUGCGCGCCUCUCGGCCUCGCCGCCGCCCUCGAUGCCCGCGCCCUCCCUCUCGGCGCUCCUUGCCGCGGCAGAGGGCGACGGCGGCAGCACCGCUGCGCGCACGCCCCGCACCCCGCGCAGUGCCGCCGCCCGCAGCGCCACGGCCACACCACGCCGCUCGGCGCGCCUCUCGCCCGUGCCGGUACUGGCGGCAGAGGAGGAAGAGGCCGAGCUGGAGGACGACCUGCAGCCCGAAGAGCCCGAGCAGGAGGAGCUCGUCGAGGAUGAAGAGCUGGCAGAAGAGCAGAGCGUGCCCGUCGCGGCCUCGUCGAGCGCCACGACGCCGCCCGCCUCGCUCUCGCGGCGACGGAAGGGUGCAGACGCCUCGCUCUCGCCGCCGCGCGCCUCGUCGGCCCGCGCCUCGCCGGCACGGAUAGCGUCGGGCGCCUCGUCGCACUCCUCGGCCGACGAGGUCAGCACGACGCUGGCCCUGCUGCCGCCCGCGCCGCUGCGGCGCCGCAGCGCCCGGCGCGUGACGCUGGCGCAGCUGCCGCUGCUGAUGCUGCUGCUGCUGCCGCUGGCGCUGCUGCUGCCGCUGCCCGACAAGCCCUUCACACGGCGCACGUACGUCGACGAGAACGCCCUGUCGCCCGGCUCGACGCGCGUCGAGUGGACAUGGCAGGCCGUGUCGUGGGCCGACGACCUGGCCUCGCAGAUAGCGCUGCUGCCCGAGUCGUCUGAAGCCCGAGCGGCCUUCGUGCAGCGCACACUCGUCUCCUACGGCCUCGCGGCAGACGUGCAAUCCUACUCGCUCGCUCUGCCCGGCCAGACCAGCGACGGUGCCUCGCGCUCGCUGCACGGCAUCAACGCCUAUGGCCAUUUGCGAGCGCCGCGCGCCGACGGCCGUGAGGCCAUCCUGCUUCUGGCGCCGUGGCUGUCGCGCGCGCGCAACCCGGCGCCGGAGCGAGGCCAAGGCGCACGCACGGCUGCCGAGGCUGACGGCGGACCGCGGCGGAACGUGCGUGGCAUCGCUGCGAUGCUCGCGUGGGCACGCUGGGCUGGACAGUUCUCCAACUGGUCCAAGGACUUCAUCUUCGUCUUCCCCGAUGGCGAGCUCGAGGGCACGCAGGCGUUCAUCUCGGAGUACUACGGGCGCGCACAGUCGAAUCUCGGGGCCGAGGCACUGCAGCUGCCGCGCGCGCAGAUCUGGAACGCCGUUGCGCUGGACUACCCGGCCGACUCCUUCUCCGACAUCCAGCUGCUCUUCGAGGGAGCCGAUGGCGCACUGCCCAAUCUCGACGCGCUCAUCUCGCUCGCACACGUCGCUGCGCAUGAGGACGGCGUGCCGGUGCGGCUCGACGCGCCGCGGCCUGACGGUCAGCGCGAAGACGAGGCUCGCGCGGCGCUUGGCUGGCUGGGCGAGCAGAUGGAGCGCGGCGCGAUGGGCCAGGGCGCGGCACUGCGCUACCUCCAGGGCGUGCGCAAUGCUGUGACUCAGAUCGGGCGUGCUGCUGGUGGUCGUCCGAGCGGCGUGCAUGGGUUGCUGCACCGCUACCACAUCGAUGCCUACACGAUCUACGCCACACCAGCUGACGGGCCGUAUGGCUUCUACAACAUCGGCCGGGUUACCGAAGGCGUGCUGCGCACCUACUCGAACCUGCUCGAGCGGCUGCACCACUCGCAGUUCUUCUACCUGCUCACCUCGCCGCAGCGCUUCAUCCAGCUCGGCACCUUCCUGCCCGUCGCGCUUGUGCCGUCGCUGGCAAUGACGCUGCGUGGCCUGCUGCUCUGGGCCUCCGAGGGCGCUGCGGCCGACCAGCGCGCCGCCUCGCUCGUCGCUCGCGCAGGCCUGCCGCAUCCGACAGACGUGCCGCUGGCGCGCGAGACGGCGCACGAACAGCUCGCCGGCCUGGUGCGCGGCGCCAUUGCACGGGGUGCCGUACUCGGUCCGCAAGGCGUGCAGCAGCUGCGGCAAGCGCUGUCGCGCACCUCGCGUCCGACGUUUCUGGCGCUUCUCGCCGUGCUCCUGGCGUACGCGCUCGGAGGCGCCGUCUUCAAGCUCGCCACCACGAUGUCGCUCGAGUGCGCACGCGAUGGAUACUUUACCUGCGUGCCGUUCGUCGGCAGCAUGGGCGUCCUGGCGCUCUCGAUCAUCUUCGUGCCGCUGCUGCUCUCGCACCUCAGCACCCGCACGUCCGCCGAUGCAGCGUCUGGGCCCAAGGCGCACGAGGGCAGUGAGGCCGAGGCCAAGACUCUGCGUCGCCUCUCGCUUGCUCGCACGCUGCACGCCCUCACGCUGCUGCAGGCCGGCAUGCUCAUCGCUUGCGUCUCGGUGCUCAAUUUCUCCCUCGCACUCCUCACCGGCAUCGCCCUGGCCCCUGCCUUCCUCACGCUGGCGAUCCCGGCCGGCAACAACGUCGGAGCCGCACGGCGCGUCUGGCUGCUGGUGCAGGCACACAUCCUGCUGCCCGUCCUGCAGCCGACGUUCUUCCUGCUCGACCUCGACUCCGUCCUCGAGGCGUGCCACAGCGGCUCGCUGCCCGCGCUGCCGUCCUUCCUGCGGCCGCUGCUCGCCAUCAUCGACCUGACGCCGCGCGGCUGUGCGCCCGUCGAUGCGUCGCGCCAGCUGCUGGCUGCCGGCCUGCGCGACUGGCACGUCUUCGGCAGCGCCACGCUGCCCUUCCUCACGCUCGCAUACGGGCCGCUGCUGCUGCAGGCAUGCUUCGCCGCCACGCUCGCGGCGAUGGCCUGAGGCAUCCCUCUAAUCUAAUGCGCAAAGGUAACACGCAAUGGAAUGCGAGCGUGCAUGGAUGCGGUGA